AUGCAUGCGCUAAGCUUGACUGUUAAUCGAGGUCUUGCGCGUUGUAUUGUUUGCGGAUGUGCCAAUGUUGUUGCAACUGAUAAGUCCGUAUCACAUACCACUCCUUCAUGCUUUACUGACAAGCCCCAGCUCUGUGGGAGAGCCAGCAAAAUGUUAUUGCUAUAUGCUCUUUUCUGCCAACCUACCAUCAGAUAG
Molecule: messenger RNA, 195 nt
Organism: Dentiscutata erythropus
Lineage: Eukaryota; Fungi; Glomeromycota; Glomeromycetes; Diversisporales; Gigasporaceae
Source: the annotation of a GenBank genome assembly